This is a messenger RNA of Choloepus didactylus (southern two-toed sloth), 4409 nucleotides long. It is a transcript of the gene ATG13, whose product is annotated as autophagy related 13. Gene Ontology annotation, biological process: protein localization to phagophore assembly site; autophagosome assembly; piecemeal microautophagy of the nucleus. The coding region runs from base 451 to 2103 and encodes 550 amino acids. NCBI's taxonomy places the organism in Eukaryota, Metazoa, Chordata, Mammalia, Pilosa, Megalonychidae. The transcript is spliced from 19 exons. The record is from RefSeq and is a predicted model, not a curated record. Gene Ontology annotation, cellular component: extrinsic component of membrane; phagophore assembly site; cytosol.
CCAAAGAGGAUGAAAACAAACACUAACGAUGGCCGCGCUGGGAACCGGCAGGCUCCUGGGCGUUAGGCUGAAGUGAAUGCCGGAGCUGUGAGGGAAACGCUGAAAAGCGCCGGUCGACGCGGGAGUUACAACUCUCGCACCUGGAAGAGAAACACCUGGGGUCUUCGAGCCAGCAGCCUCCUGAGGCGUGAGGUCUCUCUCUGCCACCAGUGCUGUCCUGCAGUUCCGGAGCGCGAAACCCUCAGCCAGUAGGCGCGGCUGGUCUGCUCCGGGCCCUGGCCUCCGUAAUGAGAGCCUCGAGCCCCUCUCUGUGCCGCAGCCUCUCAGGUGAGGGUGACUGUUGACUAGUGAAAAAAGGGACCCAAGGUUCACGACUGUCUUCUUACUGGCAGUGGAACGACCUGUGGAAACCUGCGACUCAUUAAUUAAAUCUCUGGAUUUCUAUAGAUAAUGGACACUGAUCUCAAUUCCCAGGACAGAAAGGACCUGGACAAAUUCAUUAAAUUUUUUGCUCUCAAGACAGUCCAAGUGAUUGUUCAGGCUCGACUUGGUGAGAAGAUUUGUACUCGUUCAUCUUCAUCCCCAACCGGUUCAGAUUGGUUCAACUUAGCAAUCAAGGACAUCCCAGAGGUUACACAUGAAGCAAAGAAAGCACUGGCAGGGCAGCUCCCUGCAGUUGGGAGGUCUAUGUGUGUGGAGAUUUCACUCAAAACUUCUGAGGGAGAUUCCAUGGAGCUGGAAAUUUGGUGUCUUGAAAUGAAUGAAAAGUGUGAUAAAGAAAUCAAAGUAUCCUACACGGUGUACAACAGAUUGUCAUUGCUUCUGAAGUCUCUCCUUGCUAUAACUAGGGUGACACCAGCCUACAGACUCUCCAGAAAACAAGGGCAUGAAUACGUCAUAUUGUACAGGAUAUAUUUUGGGGAAGUUCAGCUGAAUGGCUUAGGAGAAGGCUUCCAGACAGUUCGUGUUGGGACAGUGGGCACCCCUGUGGGCACCAUCACUCUUUCUUGUGCUUACAGAAUUAAUUUAGCAUUCAUGUCCACCAGGCAAUUUGAGAGGACCCCACCUAUCAUGGGGAUUAUCAUUGAUCACUUUGUGGAUCGUCCCUAUCCCAGCUCCUCACCCAUGCACCCCUGCAAUUACAGAACUGCUGGUGAGGACACUGGAGUAACAUAUCCAUCUGUGGAAGACUCUCAGGAAGUGUGUACCACCUCUUUUUCCACAUCCCCUCCAUCCCAGUGUGUGUUUACUGUCACAAAGGCACAUUUUCAGACCCCUACACCUGUGGUGACGGACACCCUGAGGGUUCCCAUGGCAGGACUGGCCUUUUCCCAUCAACUCUCCAGCUCUCGCCUUUCCUAUCCACCUGCUGCCCUGGGCGUUGGAUCAGCUGACCUGGCUUAUCCAGUAGUGUUUGCUGCUGGCUUAAACGCUACACACCCUUACCAGCUAAUGGUUCCUGGGAAAGAAGGUGGGGUACCCCUUGCUCCCAACCAGCCUGCCCACGGCACCCAGGCUGACCAGGAGAGAUUGGCAACCUACACCCCUUCAGAUGGGGCCCACUGCGCUGCCACACCUUCCAGCAGUGAAUACACUGAAACCGUAUCAAACAGCAGUGAAGGACAGAUCUCCCCCCACGAUGUCUUGGAGACCAUCUUUGUCCGGAAAGUGGGGGCUUUUGUCAACAAACCCAUCAACCAGGUUACCCUGACCAGUUUGGACAUCCCCUUUGCCAUGUUUGCUCCCAAGAAUUUGGAGCUAGAGGAUGCUGAUCCCAUGGUGAAUCCUCCUGAUUCCCCAGAGACUGAAUCUCCUCUCCAAGGCAGCUUACACUCUGAUGGCUCCAGUGGGGGCAGCAGUGGCAACACCCAUGACGAUUUCGUCAUGAUUGACUUCAAACCAGCUUUUUCUAAAGAUGACAUUCUUCCGAUGGACUUGGGGACCUUCUAUCGUGAAUUUCAGAACCCACCUCAGCUGAGCAGCCUCUCCGUAGACAUUGGGGCGCAGUCCAUGGCUGAGGACUUGGACUCAUUACCAGAGAAGUUGGCUGUGCAUGAGAAGAAUGUCAGAGAAUUUGAUGCCUUUGUAGAAACCCUGCAGUAAAAGUUGGUAUCCUUGAGUCCCAGCAGCAUCCCCUUUUUUGUGUUCCCAGGAGACAGAGAGCCUCCCCACUUAUCAGCUGCUCCAGUACCUCAUCCUGCUAAAAGCCAGGUGGAGGGGAGGAUGGUUUCCCCCAUGGGGGACCCAGAAUUCCCUGCUCAUAAAUCUCCUGGAGACUCUAUGUCAGCAGUCAAGCCCAAGUAAUAACAUUUUAAAGGACUCACCCUCUGGCCUUGGAGAUGGAAAGUCCUUUGUAACAAAAGGGCUCUCAGCAGGACCAUCUGCUUACACUGACCAUCCCAAACUGCUUCCCAAAGGCCAUCAUCCCAUUCCAUCUGCUGCCAGCUCUGUGCCCUGGGUCUGCCCCGCAGUUGGCCACACGCUUACCAUUACUGUCAACCAUUUGACAUUCCAGCUGGUGACCCAGAGACUGGUGUGGAGGCAGAAAGAGGAAGGAGACAGUGCUGGGAGGAAAAAGGAAGGGGUCCUUUAAAUUCUCUUUGUUGUUUCCUUUAGUUUCUGAUAUCUUCCUCUUUCUCUCACCAUCUUACUCCCUCUCUCUGCCCCUUGUGCUGGUACUUUUGGCAAUAUGACAGGCCUGCCUGCUCAAGAUGGUGAGAAUUUCAAAGCCAGCUGUCCUCCAUACCCUCCGUUGAAGGUUGUGCCAGCCCAUCCCUUACCAGAGGGUCUGAGCAGCCCCACCUCAGCUACAUGGGAAAUGAAAACAGAAGUGUCUCUAGGAUUCUGCCGUGGGAGUCAUGGCAAAGGUUCUUUUUCCCUCUCCUCCUCCCCCACCCCUACUAAUGCUGCUUCUCAAUUAUAGAAUACAGUACAUAUUUAUUACUUUCAGAGAAAACAGAUAUUUUAUAGAGAAGCUGUGUUUGAAGUUAGAUGUUUUCACUUGGGGAAGGUGGAGGGCCUCUUCCUGGGGCAGGGGUCUCCUUUUGGUGGAGGUUCCUCAGAAUCUGGGUUGCUGCUUUGAGUCUCCUUGCUAUAAUACGGAAGGCAGGUCUGAGGUUAGGCUGGCCGAGGACAACAUAACUUCCCAGAAUUGCUACAUUUGAACUGACAACAGGCUUUACAUAUGUUGGACACCUACACAUUCCUGGUGAGUCUUCUUCACAGCUUCUGCAGAGUGACUGACUCUGUUCUGGCAGCCCAGGAUGUCUUGUGAUGACUCCCCAGAACUGUGCCACAUAUACUGCCUGGAAGCAUUAUGUGUGUUCCCCACCCUCACCCCAGGGAUGGGGGAAGGCCCAAGGAUCCCUGCUGCUGGUAAACUUGUUCCCUAAUCCUUGGGGCUGGGCUAUAGACCUUUUCUGUUUGGGCCUGGCCCCCACCCCUCUUUAAUCCCAGGGUUUAUAUACUGCCCAGGGAUUUGCUAGUUGGAUUGGUUCCUGGUUGAGAAACCAAAGCUGGGCAUAAGAUUGACUUAACCCUUCGGGUAUUGUUGCUUGAAUAGGUCAAGUGCCUAGCCUCACCCGCCUACUAUCUGUUCCCCUCCCAGCCCAAUUGGUAGCCCUGCCAAAGCAAAACUAGGUCUCCCCCAGUGCUCCUGGCCCACCUUGGCUAUUCUUUGGCAGCAGCUGUUCUUCAGUGGAGCAGGUGACUUGAUUGCUUGUUAGUAAACUGCAUGUGAUGCUGUUCCCACCUACAAGGCUGACCGACCUCUGAGGGCUGGAGGGGGCUCUAAUGCUGUCAGGGUUUAGGCUGAGCCCUGCCCCAUGCAUGCAUUCUGCUGCCACAAAGAAAUGUUCCCAGCGGUGGUGGCCAACUGGCCCUCCCAUCUUUGGGCUGGAGCUCCUGUCUGUGGUAACCACACCCAUGGCCCGUUCUCCUAAUCCAGAUUUAUCAUCAAGUCCCCAGGGCUGAGAAGGGCAAAGUCCCUGGGUAAGUUAUUGUCAGCUCCCCUCACCCCCAUCUCAGCUGCUGCCCACUUUCCAAGGCCUUGCAUGGAAAGGCCUGUUAGCUAUUGUCCAAAACAGCCCUCUUUGGCUCCAAAUGUUGGCCUCUGCAGGCAGCAGCCUUUCUCCAGGACCCUAUCAGUGAGAGGCCAGGGAGGCUGAGCCAUGGCUUUGAGCUGAGCCUGAGAGGAGCAAAGCCACCAUCAAGUCUGGCCCUUUCCCCUCAACCCUAAUCAAUAAAAGGUUUGAGCCCUCAACUGACUCCUGUAGCACCCCGGGACAGGGCUGGGACCAGUCAUUUGUCUCCUGGGCAGAGUCCCUCCUCCUCCAUCCUACCUGUUUGGAAAUAUUGAGUUACACUUUCAAAUGUAUUCAAGAGAUUUCCAAUAAACUUUUUUUUCUGUA